GAGAGUGGUGCUUUGUAUUGUAGACUUGUGUGUUGUGAAUAGGGUCAUUUCCAAAGAACCUGAAUUAAGGAAAAGACAAUUGUGAAUUCAGUUGACUUAGAAUUCAGGCAAUAACUGUAAGUAGCUUUGAUUAGGAGUGGCAGCCUUGCAAAAUCCUCAAACCCUCACUGAAAUUUUAUCUUGGUACAUAUAAUACACCUUGGAACGUAAGACCUGCCCUCAGAGGAGGGAGAAACCUCUUGUGUUUUCGUGGUGGAUUUGAAGUUACUCCGGGCUGCGUAGCAUCCCUGUGGCUGGCACGUGGGGCCGGGCUGCUGCACGUGCUGCCAGGGUAAGUAGGUCUGGCAGGAGCAGGGAGGGGACAGAGCCGUGGUUUCCAGGACACCACAAAGUUCAUCCUCUAAACUAGUUCAGUCACUUUGUGGGGGGAUAAUCCCACGGUUUGGGGGUGCCCGAGUACUCCGGGCAGGGUGGGUGAGCAGAAGGUCCUGGAGGAAGGAGUGGUGUGUGAAAAAGCCCUUUCACAUUUCUGCAGACAUUUAGAGCUACACUUCUGUGGCUGUGGAGGCAGGAACAGGAUUUACCUCGGCACAGAAAGUCUCUGGGUUUAACUUCUCCAACCCACUAAGUGUUUUUCAUCUUUUAUUCUGAUUUCUGCAGUCCCCUGAAGUUGUGCUGUGUGGGUGUGUGGCAGAGGAGGCAGCUCAGGAAAAGCUGCUCUGAAGAGGUUGGGGUUGGUUUUAAUAAAGUGGCUCCAAAAUGAGAUGCAGAAAGAACAAAAACACAGAUCAUACUGCUCGUGCACAUCAGGGCUUGAAGACUGCUGAGGAACACACGAUUUGAAUCAUUUAAGCAUUAAAAUAGUAAUACCCAUGGAAGAGUCACAAGACUUACCCGAGCAACCAGUGAAAAAAGCCAAGAUGCAGGAAUCCAGAGAACAGAGCCUGAGUCAUGUGAGCAGCACAGAAGUCAGCGAUCAGAAAACUGAAUCUUCAAAUCUUGGCUCAAACCUUCCCAUGUCCAGUGAGAUUAUGACAUGCACUGAUUAUAUCCCAAGGUCAUCAAAUGAUUAUACCUCACAAAUGUAUUCUGCAAAGCCAUAUGCACAUAUCCUUUCUGUACCAGUGUCAGAAACAAUGAGCCCUUACCCUGCUCAGCCUCAGUACCAAGCACUGCAGCAGUCCCAGCCCUACACCAUCUACCCCCAGACCACCCAGACCUACGGACUACCUCCUUUCGGUGCACUGUGGCCAGGUAUGAAACCUGAAAGUGGUUUAAUUCAGACUCCAUCUACAAGUCAGCACAGUGUUCUUACCUGCACUACAGGGUUAACCACAAGCCAGCCCAGCCCAGCACAUUAUUCUUAUUCCAUUGAAGCAUCAACCACCAAUGCCAGUCCAGUCUCUACAUCCUCAACUGUUGUCAAUAUUUCCACAUCAGCAGUAGCCAGCAUCUCACAGGAAUAUCCUACAUACACCAUCCUUGGCCAGAGCCAGUACCAGACCUGCUACCCCAGCUCAGGCUUUGGAGUGGUGCCACCAGCAGACAGCAGCACAGAAAGCUUGGCAUUAGCCACCACCACGUACCCAGAGGAGAAACCAAAUGCCCUGGUGCCAGCACGGGCAGUGCAGAGACCUUCCUCUGGAGAUGCAUCCACAAGUCCUUUGCUACCAAGAGCAACAGCAAGUAAAGAGUUAGAUGAGCAAGCAAGGAAAAACAUCCCUGGAAAGAACAGAGGGAAGAGGAAAGCAGAUACCUCCUCCUCACAGGACAGUGAACUGGAGCGGGUGUUUCUCUGGGACCUGGAUGAGACCAUCAUCAUCUUCCAUUCUCUUCUCACAGGGUCUUAUGCUCAAAAAUAUGGCAAGGAUCCAACUCUAGUGAUUGGCUCAGGUCUGUCCAUGGAGGAGAUGAUUUUUGAAGUUGCUGAUACUCACUUGUUUUUCAAUGACUUGGAGGAGUGUGACCAGGUACACAUAGAAGAUGUGGCAUCUGAUGACAAUGGCCAGGAUCUAAGCAACUACAACUUCUCCACGGAUGGGUUCAGUGGCUCGGGAGGCAAUGCCAACCACAGCUCCUCGGUGGGUGUGCAGGGCGUGGACUGGAUGAGGAAACUGGCCUUCCGCUACCGCAGGGUGCGCGAGAUCUACAACAAAUACAAAACGAACGUUGGAGGCCUGCUCAGCCCACAGAAGAGGGAAGCUCUGCAGCGCCUGAGGACUGACAUAGAAGUGCUGACAGAUUCCUGGCUGGAAACUGCAUUAAAAUCCCUGCUGCUCAUCCAGUCCAGAAAAAACUGUGAGAACAUCCUGAUCACAACCACCCAACUGAUGCCAGCUCUUGCCAAAGUUCUUCUGUAUGGAUUGGGCGAGGUGUUUCCCAUUGAAAAUAUUUAUAGUGCUACAAAAAUAGGUAAAGAGAGCUGCUUCGAGAGGAUCGUGUCACGCUUUGGGAAGAAGGUGACGUAUGUGGUGAUCGGAGACGGGCGCGACGAGGAGGUGGCAGCCAAGCAGCACAACAUGCCAUUCUGGAGGAUCACAAAUCAUGCUGACCUCGUGUCCCUUCACCAAGCCCUUGAGUUGGACUUCCUGUAAGACAUUGGAGCAAAGACGCGACUGCAGCUCCCGCCAGCCCUCCCCAUUCCUGGGGGGACAGAAAUCUCACAUGUUUGGGGACUCACUUUCAGCUUGAUGAAGAAAACAUGCCUAAAGCAAACUGUACAAUGGAAUAUGACAGCAGGUCGUUCCUCGGGAGCACGGGCCCUGCCAAGUCCAGAGGUGUCCUGUGAAGAAGCCCUGGACUCAGCAGAGCUAGAGCUUGUCUGCAGAAGGGACUUACAGAGCCAGCUGAAUGCCUCUGGCCUCCAGAGGGAGGGGCCAUAAAACAGCAGAUUUAUGUGUAAGAGCCUUCUUCUUUCUAUUCAGCUUAGUUGUAGAACCCAAGUAAACACAAAAAUUUAUUUUUAUAGGAAAACGCUGAUGGCAGAGCUUAAACCUCCCUUGUUUUGCAAAGCCGAAGAGCUGUGGGUUUUUUUCAUAGGAAAUAUUAAUGAAAAUGUCAAAAAUACCUCUAUUGCUGUAAAAUGUGUCCUCUCUCCUUUCCUGGAUGUUCAAAACAGUUAAUUUAUUACAGUGUCCUUAUGUUAUUUCCUCAGUGUGGGAUUACUGGAAAAUAUAAAGGUAAGGGAAUGCUUCUGGAAUAUGUGGUUCUUUGUAGAGGCAAGUAUUGGUGUUCUGAGUUGAUCCCAGUGGCUUCUAGUCAAUGUGUGCAGAAGCCCUUUUAGCCAGCAGGAGAUCACUGGAUUCCAGCCUUUGUCUGGACUGUAGAUCCCACAGAUUUUCCCUGCAAAGAAAAUUGAAAUUGCCUGUGAACAUCAGGUACAGCAGACUGGUGCAGACUGCUCAGAUGUGAACUGAGUCCUCACCUGGACUAGGAAUAAUCUAAUUCCUAAAUCCUCAUGAAUGUUGCAGAGAAGACUCUGGCUAUGGUAUAACCUUCACCUCUGUGUUCCUGACCCUAUUUGUAAGUUCCUUUUAGUAGAAUCAGAUUCAAUUUUCUUACAUUCUUUGCAUUAGCCUAACUACAUAAUGACAAACAAAUGCCUUGUUAAGAGGGACUUAAUUUUCUAAGACACUGUGACUUGGCAGCAUGGAGCACUUGGGAGGGAUGGUGAUGCUGAUUUUUCUGCAGCUGUCUGAGAACAGAGGCUGGAGUCAGUGACCUGCAGCUCCCCUGGCCAGGAACAGCCAGCAAGGGACUGGGGCUGGCACAGAGGCUGGUUUUGUGCCAACUCAGGCUGUGUUUGGUGUCUCCCCCAUCCACCCUGAUGGCACCAGAUCAGCAGGUGCCCUGAGGACAGGUGUGUGCAGUGCCCCAGAACCUGCUGCUGCUGCUCCUGCAGGGCCAGACCUGUGGCUGCACCCAGACCCCUCCAGAUCGUGGUCAUCAGCCCCACAUCAGCCACCAGGAGACUGGGCUGAAAGUCUGUCACUGCAGGGAGUGGCAGACUCACCAUUUGCUGUGCCCGUACAGGCAGGGAUAUGUUUGCUGCAUUCCUUUCAUGGCUUUAAUUACUGAGGGUUAAUUUCCAUCAGUGCUGGGCCAGCUUUGCACAGGCUCUGCUGUGCCCUGGGAGCAUCUGUUCCUGGGCCAGCUCCAGUGACCACGGGGCAGAAGGUGCCUGGAGCCAGGGGUUUGGAUACCCUGUACUCAGGCACUGGACCUGGGAGGUUUAUUUCACACAUGGUACCAGCUCCAGUUUCCCUUUGAGUUUGGUUGGUUUUGGGGUUUUUUUUAGAUUAAUUAAAUUGGAAUCAAAGGUGAUUCUCUUUCUCCAGGGUGGUCACUGGAGUCAGGAGUGAUCUGCUUUCCAUUCAGCUCCUGGCCAGGUGUUAGCCUUGUGCUCUGAUCCUGGGUGGAUACUGGGUCUGUGUAUGUCCCAGGAACAUUUUGUCCAUGUGGGGGCUGCUCAUCCCGUGAGGAAAAUGAGGAGUCUGCUGUGGGUGUCACUGGGCAGCUCAGCACAGGGAAAGGUGUUGGGCUGCCCUGGGGACAGACAGGCUGUGCUGGGAGUGCUCAGCAGUGGAUCUGGAAAGGGAAGCAGGACCCAGGGCUGUUCUCUCUCUGCACCAGAUGGAGAGCCAAGGUGUAUUGCACCUGUUCUGAGGCAGCUGAGGCAGCUCCAGCUCCCUUACUGCUGGGUCCAUAGAGUCCAGUUCCUCUGGGGUCCCUGUGAAGAGCCAGAGCUGUGGUGAGGAGCAGCCUCACUGCUCCCAGGGCUGGAAAUGUCACCAGAGGAUCAGGACUCACUUGUAGUCACAGGAGAGUCUGUGCUGAUGCUCAGCCCAUCCAAAGGUCUCCUGUAAGCAGGCUGGGGAGCUGUCCCAGCCCGUGCAGCAGCCUGUUGGGAGCAUUUCUUGUACUCCAGCUGGCUGAAUUUGGGAUUAAAACCUGUGCCUUAAGCUCCCACCAGCAGCACGGCCGAGCAGCCCUUGUGCUUUGCUGCCAUCAGAAGCAGCUGAGCAGAGCCGUGCUGAGAGGGGCUGGGUUUGCCCAGGCACUGGCAGCAGGUGCUGGACCUGCAGGCCUGAGCUGCCAGGCAGCUAGCUGUGCUUUGUGUUUGUUUACUUCAAAUGUUUUAAGGAAAUUUUAAGAUGUUGGUAAAAUUUUAGCUGAGUGUGGAACUCGCAGCCACUGACAUUUCAUACUGGUAUUUAUAUGAUGUUUCCUUGAAUGUAUGUAAAGUACUUUUAUAACAGGAGGUUGAUGGUACAUUUCUGUGUUUGUUAAUAAAGGGGUGACCUGGCUAUUUUAUUUUUUCCUCUACUGGCUGAAUUUAAGCCUUUUUCUGUCUCUUUUGAGGCAAGAACAGCAUCUCUCUCCAAGCAUUGAUUUUCUCCUCUCUCUGUCACCAGUUCAGCUACAGUCAGGUCAGGGGUAAUGGGAGAGCAAACCUGAACACCUGAAGGACAGUCAGCCUGCAGGCCCAGAGCACCUGAGCUCACCUGGGUGCUGCUGGCUUCCCCUUCAGCUUCAACACAGCCACAGAGGCUUUAAAAACCACCUGAUCCACUAAUACUUGUUGCCUCCAACAGCCCUGGGGGAGAUGUCUGUGCUGGCACUGGUGGGAAGCAGUAGGACCCUGGAGCCCACAGGACCUUUUUUGCUCUGCUAUGAGGGGUGAGCUCAGGUGCUGUGGGGCCUUUGCCUGUUCAUGGUCUGUAAUGGGAACUGUCCUGUGAACUGGAAAAAAUAAUAAAGUCUUUAUUUUCUAUA
Passer montanus (Eurasian tree sparrow) is the source of this 5775-nucleotide messenger RNA. RefSeq names its product EYA transcriptional coactivator and phosphatase 3 (gene EYA3). Gene Ontology annotation, molecular function: protein tyrosine phosphatase activity. Gene Ontology annotation, cellular component: nucleus. The record is from RefSeq and is a predicted model, not a curated record. The coding region runs from base 873 to 2594 and encodes 573 amino acids. Gene Ontology annotation, biological process: cell differentiation; negative regulation of extrinsic apoptotic signaling pathway in absence of ligand; positive regulation of DNA repair. The transcript is spliced from 18 exons. Lineage: Eukaryota; Metazoa; Chordata; Aves; Passeriformes; Passeridae.